Cygnus olor (mute swan) is the source of this 9496-nucleotide messenger RNA. It is a transcript of the gene RAP1A, whose product is annotated as RAP1A, member of RAS oncogene family. The record is from RefSeq and is a predicted model, not a curated record. Gene Ontology annotation, molecular function: GTPase activity; GDP binding; GTP binding. Lineage: Eukaryota; Metazoa; Chordata; Aves; Anseriformes; Anatidae. Gene Ontology annotation, biological process: cellular response to cAMP; Rap protein signal transduction; negative regulation of synaptic vesicle exocytosis. Gene Ontology annotation, cellular component: plasma membrane. The transcript has 9 exons. The coding region runs from base 8190 to 8744 and encodes 184 amino acids.
AGAUGCUGACAAAAGCAGGCCUUGCUGUGUUUUGAAAACUCUUGUUUGUUUGUUUCCUUUUACAGAAAAAAACCCUUUGUUGGAGGGAAGGUCUGACCCUCCGCAGGUUUUUGUAACAAGGGAGAAACGGGUAGCAGAGGGCAGGCAGCGGAGAUGGAAGGUGCAGGGCUGCUCGCAGCCGUGACUGCGGACGGGUAACUUGGCUUUCCUCGUCCCUUUGGUCGUGUUUGACUGAAAACAUGGGCAGCCGGGCAAUAGCAGUCCUGCUGAGCAGGUGGCCUGAGUCACUGUGGUUUGUUAUUUAUUUUAAAUAUUGAUAAGAUUGAAAGGGUUUACGUCCAUCUGGGCACUGAAACAGGAGGUCUGAGCGUGUCCCCAGCAGUGGCUGUGUUAUGACCGAAACAUCUUUAUUAAUCACCGAAGUGAGACGGUCAAAAUGCACGCUGCCGUGGUGCUUCGAGCGCUCGCGUAAGGAGCAGGACGAGCGUUUCUGCGAUGGGUAAUUGUCUCCCUGUCAGAAGACUGCUUUCUGCAAACACGCUGCACCAGCAGCACGGCGCUGGCAGGUUUGUCAGUCGGUCGCGUUGCAUAAUGCUGCUUCUGGAGCGGUGCCGGAAAGCAGGCCGGUUGCGUUUCGCUUUUGAGUGGCUAGAGCUGCAAACUCAAGGCCUGCCGGAACGUUUGGGAGUUUUGUUGGAUCCAAAGUUGUGUCCUGGAGCGUUCAAAUACUGAGAAAAAGUUGUAUUUGUCCUAUUUAGAUGACGGUGUUGUGUGUGAACACAUAGCUGUAAAAUCUGCUCUUCAGAAGACCUGCGCAUCCGCAGCUCUGGCUGGCUGCAGGGGAAGUGAGCUGCUCUGCUUCCAGAAGUAAGGCCGCUGCCAGCGCUGGUCCAAGCGAAUGUGCCCUAUGGAAUUGGAUCUCUCUCACUUUUUUAACACGUUAGUUGCAAGUAGACCCUUACUCUGGAAAGCACUGAGUAUGUGGGAAGAGCAGUUGGGCUGGCUGUAUUGGUUGCAGUGCCUUUUAUGUCUCUUUUUAUGUAAUAUCCUUUUCUCUAAUGCAAAUAAACUUAAAGUCGUAGGGAGGGGCUGCUGGGAAGCGAAAAACUUUCAUUACAGACAGCUGACGUGCAGAAUAACACCUUUUAUAUGUCACCUAUCACAUGAUAGUUGAAAGUAAACCGUAGUGCAUUGGGUAGGGUUAUUUCUGGUGCAAUUCUCCUUUCUGCAUAAGCAGUCCCAUCCCGGCACGUCUUGCCGUGCCCUGGGGUUUGAUGUGUUUGUCCUGUUACCGGGGUGAAGAACAGAAAUCCGAUGGAUUUAUGAAACAAAUACAGGUGAAGAUGGCAUAGACUUAGCCAAUUGUUGCUUUCACAUGCUUUGGAUUAUAACACUAAUUGUAGGUGAAAAUAACAUUAAGAUUAAAGUUACAGACUGAAACCGUUCCAAACAGCCUUUGUCAUGAAAUAUUCAUGCAUUUAGGGCUUUUAACUCAUCAGAUUACUUAUAAUAAUAUUGUAAUCAGUAUGACUUUCUGGCUUUGUGUUUUUUCAUGAAUACACUGCAUUGGCAUAUUGAUCACCAGAAUGCACUCAAAUUUAGAAUAAAGCUUUUUCAGGAACCUCAUUUAAAAUGAUCAAAGAGAUGUUUUAAUGCUCCAGGGCGUUUUCCUCAAUGGUGUGGAUUCUGAGAAAGCAUGUCUUUCCCUUUAUUCUGUAAUUUCAGUGCUCUGCAGCCUAUCUCUGCUAUGUGAAAUGUUUGCUCGAAACCCUCAUCAUGGGCACAGCAUUGAGCGCGAGGCAAUUUAGCACUAAGGCCGGUCUGAGCAGUGCAGCGGGGUGACUGAGCAUGCUGGUAGCAGGUGUCAGGGACCCGGUGUUGGAAAACCAAGGAAUCUCCAUGGAACUGUGAGGCCGAAACUUCCGUUUUUUUUUUUUUUUAUUGGCACUUCGGUGCCAAGUUCAUACGAACCGCAUCUGUACAGGCAGAAGUUUAUUGAAAUAAAUAUCUUUUAAAGUCAGCGGCUGUAGUGUCCCUGCAUUUGUAUGGCUGAUUUAGCAUUUUUGAGUUGCUCGAGGAAAAAACAGUGAAAUGGGGGGGUUUGACUUUGAUGAAAAGGUGUCCUAACCAAAACGGAAAGCGCAGGAAUUGCAGAUAACGGCAAUUUACAUUCAGAUUGAGUGCGGCAUGUUCUAAGGUCUCGAUCAGAGUACAGAACUGACUGUCUCCAGGCCAUAUGUUUAACACAUUUGCAUACUAAUAUGGGAGAGAUUUUUUUUCCUAUUGCCUUAUGUCUUAUCAUUUCAAAGACUAAAAAGAGAGUGACUUUUUUGUUCCUGUUUGAGUACUGAGGUGGAGGGGAGGAACUGGCUGAUGGCAGCGACGCUCAUCCUGCUCGCUGGUUAGCUGCCGUGGGUUGUCUCCUCCCCUGUGAGUUAAACAUAGCGUCUCUGCUUCUGGAGCAGGAGUCCAACUGCCCAUGACUUUUUUUUUUUCUUUUAAGACAGCUGUAUAAUAAUCUAUUUUGGUUGUAUUCAAGCAUGACCUAUAAAUACUGAAAUGGCUCAUAUAAAAAUGUUUAAAUCACUUGGAGCUAUUUCCUUUAUGGGUUUGUGUCACCUCUUUUCUUCCAUAUAGGACAUUCCAGGAGGAAUUGUCAAAGCUGUUUUGCUCUUUUAAGCCUUGCAGAUUCGGAAGGAUUAAAAAACUUAAGAGUGCAGAGCCAUAGUAGUCCCGGUACAGAUCUGCCUGCAGUUUAGCUCUGGGCCUUUCUGGCCAAAAAAGUUCUCGCUGAUGCCCUUCAGGUGCCAGCCCUGACCUGUUAAUAAAAUUUUGAAUCUUCCUUCGGUUAAAAUCCUCAUGUAGUAGAGAAUUUCACUUUUGUUGUAAAAGAAAAUUUCUGUUCCCCUCUGUCCCCAGGUUCCAGGAAGCAGCAUUACAGGACUGAGUUAAAUGCUAAAGGAUUAGGUAGCACAUUAAAUAACUUCAUUUUAGUACAAAAAGUAAAGAAACCUUAGUGGUGUGUGGGUUGGUUUGUUUGUAUUUCAAUUAAUUCUGUACAUCAACUUGCUGCUGUUCAGGUUCCCAUUGAGCCUGAAAAUUUGCCCUCAGAGCAUCUCAAGAGGUACACUUCUCCUUGGUGGUGUUCAAAUGCAUCCAUCGUUAACUCCGCUUAGGUACUCGUUACAAGGGUGCUCAUCGCUGAAGGUGUGUAUGAACUGACAAGCAGCGCAGCACUGACAAGUGGUGAGUGGGCCCUUUCAUCCAGAAGUACCCGUGGAAAAACAGAUGUUCCAGGGGCUGCAGUUGUGCGGGAAAGGUGCACUGGUUGCUCGUGGCUGACCUACAAUAAAGUAUUUUUAGGCAGUGAAAAUCUCUAGGCUGCAUAUGCAAACCUGACCUUUAGAUCAGUCUGCGAGUUCGGUGUGCACGCACACGCUGAUUUCUUGAAGCUUUGCUAGUAAGGUUUGAAGGCGGAAAUGUUUUCGGGACCUGUAAGUUAGCCCGCUGUGCUGAACGGCUGGGCAGUGCCCGCGCUAACCUGCGACGUGCUCCUAAGGGCGUAGUAUCAGGCUUCCAGUUUACCAGCAGAGGGUAGAAAUAUGUUUUCAAGAGUUUAAACCACUGCAGCUUCUUCCAGAAGUUUAAAAGAAGCUGGGGGGGCAGGAGCUGUGCUGCGCUCUCCAUCUGACCUCGGUCCUGGAGUGCGAUCUGGUGAGCUCCGGGCACGUUCCUGGUGCAGGGCAGCUUCUGGUAGCGAGCACAGCAGCAGGGCUGCCAUGGCCACAGCCCCUGGGGUGCCACCACCCACCUGAAGCCUCCUGGGAUGAAAGGACAGGGAGGGGACAAGCAGGUGGGACCCCGUAGGUUGCAGGGCUGGGUGCUGCCGUCACAGCACUCUGGUCGCUGCUGUGCCGCCUUCGUGCCGCUUCCCCUGGCUCUGUGUUUGUUCCUCCCGUGCAGGUCUGGCGCUGCCUCUGUGUCCCAGCACCUUGCAGCGUCUGUGCAGGAUGGGGGGAGCUGCUGCAUAAAACCGAGUGGGUGGUGGCAGUCCAGGCUGCUGGAUCUGCUCGCUGCUGCUGCGCUGCAAGCGAGUUCCCUGAGCUGAGUAAGCUUUAGCUGCCCCGGCUGCAUCCUCGUCUGUUGGUGCAGCCUUGAUGUAUUUUCCCCGUUCUCAUCAAUUCCAAGUACUUUCUACAGUGCAGGACUUCUAAGAAUGCUCAGAAGGAAUGUUAAAAUAUUCCUUCAUAAGUUACAUAUCAGUUUCAAGUUUAAUCUCAAAAAGCAUUUACAAAAUCAUAGCGUGGCCUUGCAAGCAGGCGUUGGUUAAAGAAAGGAAGCGAGCAUUCGGUCUGUUGCUUGUGCUGGGCACAGACACGUGUCCCACGGCGACGCUGCUCGGAGAAGGAUGUUCACCAAACAAGGCGCUCUGAAGUGCUUUGAGUGGUUUUCUUUGCUGGGGAAGAAAGUGUUUUCUUCGAUAAAGAAAACUUUUAAAUUCUUCUGAAUGUGAAACAAAUUUAUUGGGUUUAUUUAACAAAAACGGAGGUUAACAAAAAAUAAAAUAAAAUCAACCCCCAAACUCUAACUCUAGAUAGUUGUUUGUAUGAAAGAUACUCCCUUGGGCGUGCUGCCAUUUUUUGAACAGAAAAAAGACAGGGAUUUAGCGGUGUCUGGUCAUUAUUACUGCUGAAAUAAAAUAAUUACUUAAAGUGCAGGCUAAAAUUGCAGUGACAAUCUACCUACCUCAUGUCACUUAUUUACCCUAAUUAUAUAAACCAGGAAGAACAUAGUUAAGAAUGUUGCCGAGCUACUAUCAGCACAACAAAUUAUUCUUACCAAGUAUAAUAUAGUUCAUGUUUUGCUAUGAUUGAGCCUCCUACAUUCUGUCUGGAAUUUAAUCCUUAUUAAAAAAGGUCAGAACAUUUUUUCCAAGGGGGAGGGAAGGAAAAUCAGUGGCAAGUGGUGGACGUGGUAGACAACAGAUGGGAGGAAGUCCCAUAAACGGAUUCUGUACCUAAUGUGUAUGCCCUUUAAUGUUUGCACGUUUUGCUGAUGGGGAAGAGGGAAAGGAAGGACUUUUCUUCCGGAAGAGAGCUGCUGUCCAGGGCUGCCGUGUGUUGUGGCGGUGCCUUCUGCCAAGCUCGCUGGAGCAGCUGGGAGGAAUGGCCGAGUGCAGCCGCGCUGUGCUGCAGGACCUCUGCCCCCGUACCCGCCUGGCUGGGCCUGAUCCGGGCCCCAGUGCCUGGUGGCACAGCGCUUCCGAGUGCUUUAUAUGUAUUUAAUUGAGGAAAGUCAGUUUAUCCCCUGAAUUUGCCCGGUGUGCGUGGAUGUCCUCCGUCCUGUUGCAGCUCAGUGCUCGUUGGUGUGAACUUGGCGGCAGCGCUGCAGCCCCUCCGGGGGGAGGCUGCCAACUGCCGUGGGUGACGUGGUGGCUUGUUCUAAUUCAGGGCUGCUGUGUGUGUUGGUCUUUGAGUUUUGCUUCUGGCUUCCCUUUCACUGCCUUUGUCUGCUUGGCGCAUGUCCCUAGCAACUUUCUGCAAAUGCAGACCAAUAGGACAAAAACUAAAUUAGCCGUUUGAGCACGGCAGGCUUUAGCUGCCCAAAGUACUUGUUCCUUGCCUGAAGUGCUUCUAUGGCAAAGCAGUUUAAAGUGAGUAGGUAGGCAGUUGCUUCCAUGGAAGUAAACAUUUCGAUAUUUAAAACUGCAAGUUCAGCUUGAAGCUGCUUGCAGAAAAGGUUACAGAUUGAGGAAGAUUAUUCUCAAGAUGUUUGUGCACAAAAUCACUUUUUCACACCGCAACUCGAUUGCUGUUUUCAAAGAAGGUUGUCUCUCUGACCUGGUUGUGUGUGCUGCAGUUAAUUUGUUCAGAGCUCCGCUUCAGCAAAGCACUGAAGUCGAAAAGGAUUGCUCUGCUGCUAGAGGACUUUACUCUCAGCUGAGGCUUUUAUGGCUUUGGCCCUGAAUCAGUAAUCUUCACAGCACGCCGCAGAAGAUGUGAAAUUAUGCAGAAACUGGCGAUUUGGACGUGGUUCAGGAGGAGCAGACGGUCGGGACUUUAGAUUUUAAGAAUGGAUGUGUGCAGGAUCGGAAGGUCGGUCUCCUACCUUCUCCAGUUAAAUACUUCAAGUAAUAUCUUGGAGCAGUGUAGUUUUCUCUUGCGUUCUUCAAAUACCUGUUUGUUCGUUUAGCUUGUUAGCUGAAUUCUUGGCACGUGCUUCUGUCCAUGAGCUGUUGGUUGUUGGUUUUUUUUGUUUUGUUUUACUGUCAAACCCAAAACAAAGUAUGUCUUUUUAGCGUUAAAUUACUGAAUCGUGAGUGCCUCUCACUUGGGCAAGGCAUGUAAUUAAGGUGUUGCUGCCUUCUCUGGUGUAAAUUUAUGAAUUCUUGGUGAAAGCUCUCUUUCAGAAAUAUCAUAAUAUUGAAACAUUUUUCCACUUUUCACUAUUAACAGUGAAUUCAGUUUAUACUUUAUUAUAUAAUGGUUCAGCAUAAGGUUCAAUUCCCAAUCCUUACUGUAGGGAAUCGCAUCUCGUUUAUGGCUUUUUCAGUUCCUGGGUGUGCUCGUACUUCCACGGAGGAGUACGUGGGUCCGAGUGUCCAGAAUGCCCUGUUCUCUAGUGGUGAAGUUACCAAAGUAUAAACAGUUUAAUUUGGCAGUGUAAGCUCCUGCCUGGAACUGAAAUGUGUUCCUUGUUUUUAACAGAAAUAACCUAGGCUUUCGCUUGAGUUAAAUUUGGGAGAACAAAAGCUUAUAAAGCUAAAGGGGCUGAAUGCAUGCAGCCAUCGUACAGUGGCUCGUCUUACAGCACGGUGACAUGUACAGCUAGCUGCAUGCUUGUUACGUUGAUUUAUAUUUGAUUUGAUGCUGAAAGCAGUCAGUGGAAAUGGUAAUAAUUUACUGUUAAAUUCGUAAAACCGAGAAUGGGAUUUUUGUCGUAAUAUAUAAGAUAAUCCUCCUGUUGGGUUAUUUAGUGGUAAUAUAUAUGUUUACAUGGGUGUUGGAUGCUGCAAUAACGAGCAAUAAAGACUAGUCAGACUCUGAAGAUUGUGUGAAUGGAAGUUUGUCAAACUGUGCAUGAAAAUCACAUUGAAGCCCUGCUUUCUGCUUGGUCUUGUCUUUUUUUCCCCUCUCAUUUUUCUGAUGUUGACAGUGUCAGGGCAGGCAGGGGAGGUUUUCAGUGCACCUUAAAGGCAGGGAGAUUGACUGCCUUGGUGCAGUGACUUGGCAAGUGCGUCCAUGGCAGCAAUUUCUGAUGUUGUAAGUAAAUUCUGUGCUAAGGAGCAGGGUAAGUCCAUGGUACUGUUUUUUUGGGAGAGCCCUCUGCUAAUUAAUGGUGUGAUUUGCAGGCACCCUUUCAUUUGUGAUCCCUCAUCCCAUCGCGUUUCCGUAGCUUACGUGCCACCAUUGCAUAAUUGUUGACAGCUUUGAUUGAUAUUAGGGAAGUAUUUAAUGUACUUUUGACUUGAUUGAGUAAUUUAAUAUCCAAGAACACGGUGUGUAACAGAUUCCUGCUGGAAGCAGGUGGCGAAUGGAGCCGUCAGGCGGCUUGGAGCUGCCCUGACUCUGGUGCCGCAGCCGUGGCCACUGCCUCCUGCGCCUGGGUGGUGGCAGCACAGAGGGGAUCUGCUGGAUUUGGUGUCGCUUUGAAUCUUCCCUUUGUGAUGGGUUUGAGUUUGUUUCGCAAACAUGGCUGUGAUUAAAGAAGGGAUUUUGGAGUAUUGAGUAAUGUUUAGGAGACACUAAAAAAAAAAUACUAAAAAACCUCAGCUUUUCAUGGCCUAGUUUGUAGUAAUUUAAAAAGCUGGCAUGAAGAACACUUACAAGUUCAAAGUUAAACAGGUUUGUUUAUAGUAGCUGUGAUUCAGUGCUGAGCUGCCAGGGUAAAAAUAACCAUGCAUGGCUGCAGCACCGGGAACUUGCCCUGCUGUGGCACGGUGGUGGCAGCUGGGCUGCGGGGCGAUGACGAUCCCGCAGCCAUCAGUGUGCUUCCAUCCCGAGCCCGUAACCUGCUGACAGCACGCUUCCCCUUGAGGACAUCAGACACCUUGGUUUCCGAGUGUGCAGGCCGGAUCGCUGGCAGGACGGAGUCCCUUGCAGGGAGCCUGGAAAAAACUUCAGUAGUGCUGUUAACACUGAUGAGAGAUCUUUUAUGCCAAGAUCGUCGGUGUCUGAACAGACCACACCAUGCGUGAGUACAAGCUAGUGGUCCUUGGUUCAGGAGGUGUGGGGAAGUCUGCCUUGACUGUACAGUUCGUUCAGGGAAUUUUUGUUGAAAAAUAUGACCCAACAAUAGAAGAUUCAUACAGAAAGCAAGUGGAAGUAGACUGUCAACAGUGUAUGCUUGAAAUCCUCGAUACAGCAGGGACAGAGCAAUUUACAGCAAUGAGGGAUCUCUAUAUGAAGAAUGGUCAAGGGUUUGCACUAGUAUAUUCAAUAACAGCACAGUCCACGUUUAACGACUUACAGGACCUGCGGGAACAGAUUUUACGGGUUAAGGACACUGAAGAUGUUCCAAUGAUUCUGGUUGGCAAUAAAUGUGACCUGGAGGAAGAACGUGUUGUCGGCAAAGAACAGGGUCAAAACUUAGCGAGACAGUGGUGUAACUGUGCCUUUCUAGAAUCGUCUGCAAAGUCUAAAAUCAAUGUUAAUGAGAUCUUUUAUGACCUGGUCAGACAGAUAAAUAGAAAAACACCAGUGGAAAAGAAGAAGCCUAAAAAGAAAUCAUGUCUGCUGCUUUAGACUCCCAUCGUGCAGCAGCUCUGAGCCAGAUUGCAGGAAUGAAGAACUGUUGCCUAAAUGGAAAGUGCCAGCAUUCCCGACGUCAAAACCUUAUGGAAAUUAGCAACAUAUCUGAAGACGCUUCUCCUGUUUUUAUAUACCAUGAGAAGAAUUUAGAUCUUAAAAUGGUUUGCACACAGUCCCUGGAAAAACAAAUUGCUCUGUGUAUAUCUCUUGGAAAUUUAAGACAAUAGUAUUUCUCCUUUGCAAUAGCAGUUAACAGAUGUGAAAAUAAAUAUAAUUGACUCUAGUGUAUGAUUAUACAAAGGAGCAUGGAUGCAUUUCAAAUGUUAGAUAUUGCUACUAUAAUUAAAAUUUCAUAUUGACCCUUUUACCAUAAUUUCUCCCCAUCAAGCACUAAAAAUGUUCCACCAUUAUAUAUUAUAUCUAUAACUAUAGAUAUAUAUUACCUAAAAUUUCCCUUUGAACUCACAGCAACAAAUAACUUUUUGAGUCAUUGACUUCAUUUUAUAUUUAAAGGUUACAGAAUAUCAUUAUUUUCAUUCUGCCAUUAUAUUCUAAUUAAAAAUGUUUGUGCAUAAUGCUUUGGAAAAAUGGGUCUUUUAUAGGAAAAAACUGGGAUAACUGAUUUCUAUGGCUUUAAAAGCAAAAAUAUAUAAUAUACUAAACCAACUCUAAUAUUGCUUCUUGUGUUUUACUGUCACAGAUUAAAUUACAGCUUUUAUGAAUGAUUAAAUUUUAGUACAUUUUCA